UUGGGCUCCUCCGUGCUUUGACAACCCGAAUUAUUGGAAUCUCUGACUUUUUCUAAGGGGAAAAAGAGUCAGUGUUUUUUGGCAGGAUGUACAGCUUCAUGGGAGGUGGGUUGUUCUGUGCCGGAGUUGGGAACAUACUCCUCAUUGUCUCCACGGCAACUGACUACUGGAUGCAGUAUCGGCACUCCAGCAAUUACAUGCACCAGGGCCUGUGGCGGUACUGUGUGCCCGGGAAAUGCAUGACACAUACAGACAGUAUUGCAUACUGGGAUGCCACCCGGGCCUUCAUGAUCCUUUCCCUGCUGGCUUGUUUCAUUGGCAUUGUGAUUGGCGUCAUGGCCUUCAUCCACUACUCCUCCUUUGACGGGUUUGACAAGACAUUUGCAGCUGGCAUCCUCUUCUUUAUCUCCUGCUUCUUUGUGUUGCUGGCGAUGGCUGUAUACACAGGGGUGACGGUGAAUUACUACGGCAAACGCUAUGGCAGCUGGCGAUUCUCCUGGUCCUAUAUAAUGGGCUGGGUGGCAGUGGUGCUCACGUUCUUCUCAGGUAUCUUCUACAUGUGUGCCUACCGGAUGCACGAAUGCCCAAGAAACUCUAACUCGCGCUGACCUGCCGAACACUUCAACAUAUGUUCUCACACGUGUACCAGCACUGGUCCAUAACCUGCGACCAGGAGGAACCAAUACACCCCCUUGAACUUUCCAACAUCUUCUUAAAUAGUCAAGACUAAGCAAAAUAAAUGAGAAAAAUGUUGUUGCCUGUCUUGUCUCUGCUCUAUCAUUGUGCACACUAUCAGGACCAGCAAAUAAACUUGAUGGUAAACUACCCACAAAAACACAAAGGAAGCCUUGAAAAACGACAAGCAUAUCUGCUUAGUCAUCGGCUUUGAUGCAGUUUCAGAUUUAAACGUGAAGGUUGAAAGCCAUGCCUGAGAA
This is a messenger RNA of Oreochromis aureus, 935 nucleotides long. RefSeq names its product lens intrinsic membrane protein 2.3 (gene lim2.3). Gene Ontology annotation, cellular component: plasma membrane. Gene Ontology annotation, molecular function: structural constituent of eye lens. The record is from RefSeq and is a predicted model, not a curated record. The coding region runs from base 87 to 608 and encodes 173 amino acids. The transcript is spliced from 5 exons. Lineage: Eukaryota; Metazoa; Chordata; Actinopteri; Cichliformes; Cichlidae.